Molecule: messenger RNA, 987 nt
Organism: Salvia hispanica
Lineage: Eukaryota; Viridiplantae; Streptophyta; Magnoliopsida; Lamiales; Lamiaceae
Source: RefSeq, a predicted model, not a curated record
UUGGUUUUAUGAUGAUAAUUCAGAAGAAAGUCAAUUAGUCAUCUUCAACUCUUGCUAUCCGAUUCCACUAAUCUAUCAUCAAAUUCUCCCUAUUUCUGCAAUCUCAGAUCUCAAUUUAACCCCAAUCCAAUCCAAUCCAAUCCGCGAUUCAGAUGAGGCUGCCGAUGGUCGAUUGCCGGAGUUUGAUCCAGUUCUGCCGAGCUUUCCCCCCUCGCAACACCAACAAUUUCACCCCCCGCCGCCGCCCUGAUUCUCUCAACCCCUUCUCAAAUGAAUUCUGCCACCGCUCCCCUCUCGCGGCCGUCGAUCUGGUCAUACUCGUGUUGGUGAUUGUCUCCUCGGCCUUCCUAAUCCUUCCUUACAUGAAAUUGUUCUUCUGCGAGCUUUUGCCUGCCGCUCACGCCGCCAUGGUUGACCUCAUCCUGGAGGAGCCGCUUCCCUACGUGGUGGGGUUUGCGACGGUGGUGGUGGGGGUGAUUGUGGCGCUGUUGAUCGAUUUGAGGAUGAGGAAGUGCGGAAACCCUAAGUGCAAGGGGCUUCGGAGGGCAGUGGAGUAUGAUAUUCAGUUGGAGACGGAGGCUUGCGUCAAGCACUCCCCACCGCCGCUCCAUGCCGAUGCUUAUCGCCAAAUUAAUGGAUUGAGGGAGCUGGAAUUGGGGGAGGAUCGGAAAGAGUUGGAGGCGGAGCUCAAGAAGAUGGCGCCGGUCAAUGGAAGGACGGUCCUCAUAUUCCGAGCUCCCUGCGGAUGUCCGCUUGGUAGGAUGGAGGUUUGGGGUCAUAAGAAAGUUCGCAGAAUCAAGAAGUAGUCUUGUUUCCUUUACAUACCAGUGAAAGUUCACUUGUCUUGAUACAAUAUACUACUGAUAUAUAUACAUACAAUAAGUGAUGCUUGUUUUAGACUUUAUUAGUAAUACACUAGCUCGAAAUACAGGAAAACACUCAUCUGAUCACAUCUAUGAAUACAACUAAAGCUUGUGUUUUGUUGAA